Molecule: messenger RNA, 1571 nt
Organism: Hordeum vulgare subsp. vulgare (domesticated barley)
Lineage: Eukaryota; Viridiplantae; Streptophyta; Magnoliopsida; Poales; Poaceae
Exons: 4
Coding region: 378-1172 (264 amino acids)
Source: RefSeq, a predicted model, not a curated record
UCAAUUAAUUGUGCUUGCAUGCAUACAUAACCGUCCAUUAUCAUGAAACAUCAUCGUGGUCAGGCAUAACCAGACGUCUUUAAUCUAUACUACUAUUAAACAAUCGAACAAGAAUUACACUACAGACACCCCCAUCAAACGCCCCACAAAAAAAACAACCAAUCAGCACCCCACGAUUAAUCCCACAGAUCUUAAUCUAACAGCCCUCGUUAAUCCGCCGUCUACUGGGUGUACUUCGCAAUUACAAUUGGCUGAACAUACUCCACCAACCAAACUUCCAAUCACGCAAGAAAAAAAAAAAGGAGAAAAUGGCCAGCAACGUCCCCUGUAAUCACGGUACCAUCCAGCCACCAGCAUCACGGGAUUCGCCGUAGUCCAUGGAGAUCUCCCUCGACGCGCUGCUGGGCAUGCAGCAGCACGGGCAGGACCUGACCUACAGGCUCGCGCAGGGCGUCUCGGGCCUCCUCCUCCACGUGCAGCCGCCGCAGCUCCCGUGGCCCGCCCCGCCGCUGCCGCUCAAGCUCAUCUCCUUCGACAUCAAGCUCCCCGCCGUGCCCUUCGUCGGCGGCGGGGGCGUCGACCUCCCCGCCGUGGCCGUCGCCUCCUUCGUCGAGAUCGGCAGCCGGCUCGGGCAGGCGGGCUCCGACCUCGGCGCCUCCGUCGGCGGCGCCGUGCAGCAGCUGUCGCGGCAGAUUCCCGUGCCGUUCCGCUCCGUGCCGCGGCCGCCGACCCCGCCUGUGCGCUCGCCGCGCUGCACACCGCGCACUUCGUCGGUCCGCGCGACCGUGCCGGUGCCGUCGCCUUCCUCGCCGCCACCGCCACGAGCCUCGGCAAGGCGACGGAGUACGAGAGGGCACUGUUUCGGGCGCUCUCAACGCUCGUCGGCGAAGACAGGGACACGGAGGUGGCCGUCGACCGGCAUUUCCAGCUGCUCAGGGAGUUCCCCAGGGAUCUCAUGUCCCUCAGGAGAACACAGCUCAUCUUCUUCUAUGUCGGACGGCCGGACACAUCCCUCGAAUUUGUUCAACAAAAUUAUUGAAGGCGGUUGCAAAAGAAAUAUAAAGAUGAGAGGUCUUGAAGCUUACAUGAGCCAAACAAGUGCAAACAUGCUUAUACGUGCUUGCAUCGUGAAGAAGGAGCCGGCCUUGCUUGUCUCAAUAAUACAUGUGUAAACCAGCACAUGCUCCGAUGCAAGAAGCCAACAACACAAGAGCCAAUCAAAUUCGAUUUUGACUAUGUGAAUUAAUAAGAGAAGUAACCGAGUUGUGCAUGGACUGUUACGUUGGGCAAACCCAUAUCGACAACCAAAGCAAACAUCAAGUCCAGCGGAGUCGUGCAGUAUUUGGUCUUUGUACGACCCUGUGUUUCGUGAAUCAACACGCCAGACAACUGUAGCUCUUAAUAAAUAGCUAGCCUAAAUUAGGGUUUAGACUCGGGAUUUGUUCAGUUGAAAGUUAGUCAUUGUAACUUCGUGUACUUUAUUUGUGUCCAACAACCAGGCUAAGUCCGCUUUCGUAUCCCACCCUUAUCAAUACUUCAUCUAUAUUCAUAAUAUUCAGAUUACAAUAUCA